Molecule: messenger RNA, 1809 nt
Organism: Propithecus coquereli (Coquerel's sifaka)
Lineage: Eukaryota; Metazoa; Chordata; Mammalia; Primates; Indriidae
Source: the annotation of a RefSeq genome assembly
AUAAAUUUAUUCUCCUCCCUCACCCUAAUCACACUUACAAUCCUAGCCCUACCAAUCGCUAUAAAUUUAACUAAUUACAAAAACGCCCCCUUCGCACUUCACGUGAAAUCUUCUAUCGCAUGCGCCUUCAUUACCAGCCUUAUUCCAACCACACUAUUCAUAUUCUCAGGACAAGAAAUAAUUAUCUCCAACUGACACUGAAUAACAAUUCAAACCCUAAAACUGUCCCUUAGCUUCAAACUAGACCAUUUCUCCAUUCUAUUUGUACCAGUAGCACUAUUCGUCACAUGAUCUAUUAUAGAAUUCUCAAUAUGAUACAUAAACACUGACCCCAACAUUAAUCAAUUCUUCAAAUAUCUCCUUAUAUUUCUUAUCACUAUAAUAAUCCUAGUAACAGCUAACAACCUGUUCCAACUAUUUAUCGGCUGAGAAGGAGUCGGUAUUAUAUCAUUCCUAUUAAUCGGCUGAUGGUACGGACGAACCGAUGCAAAUACAGCAGCCCUACAAGCAAUCCUGUACAAUCGUAUUGGGGACAUUGGAUUUAUCCUAGCCAUAGCAUGAUUUCUAUUAUAUUCAAACACAUGAGAAUUUCAACAAAUAUUUAUACUAAAUCAAGACCCUAAUAUCAUUCCACUGAUCGGUUUACUCCUAGCAGCCACCGGAAAGUCCGCCCAAUUCGGAUUACAUCCAUGACUACCAUCAGCAAUAGAGGGCCCAACUCCAGUAUCAGCCCUACUCCAUUCCAGCACAAUAGUCGUAGCAGGAAUUUUCCUCCUAAUUCGAUUUUACCCUAUAAUAGAAAAUAACAAAACCAUCCAAACCAUAGCACUAUGCCUUGGCGCUAUCACCACACUAUUCACAGCAAUAUGCGCUCUCACACAAAACGACAUUAAAAAAAUUGUAGCCUUCUCCACUUCCAGCCAACUAGGCCUAAUAAUAGUUACCAUCGGCAUUAACCAACCCCAUUUAGCCUUCCUCCAUAUCUGCAACCACGCAUUCUUCAAAGCCAUACUCUUCAUAUGCUCCGGAUCCAUUAUCCAUAACUUAAAUGACGAACAAGAUAUUCGAAAAAUAGGAGGCUUAUUUAAAGCCAUGCCCUUCACAUCCUCAUCCCUUAUCAUUGGAAGCCUUGCACUAACGGGCAUGCCCUUUCUAACAGGCUUCUACUCAAAAGACCUAAUCAUUGAAUCCGCAAACACCUCAAACACCAACGCCUGAGCCCUAGUAAUUACACUAAUUGCCACUUCCUUAACUGCCAUCUACAGCACACGAAUCAUCUUCUACGUAUUAACAAAUCAACCUCGAUUCACAACCACAAUUAAUAUCAAUGAAAACAACCCUCUAUUAAUCAACUCAAUUAAACGCCUAGCAUUUGGUAGCAUUUUCGCUGGAUUCUUCUUAUCCUAUAACACCCCUCCCAUAAACUUACCACAAAUAACAAUGCCCACUUACCUAAAAUUAACAGCCCUGAUAGUAACCAUCACAGGAUUUGCCUUAGCAAUAGAACUAAACCUUAUAACAAAGAACCUAAAAUUCAAACUUCCCUCAAACAUAUUCAAAUUCUCAGAACAACUAGGAUAUUUCCCAACUACCAUGCACCGCCUUAUACCAUCACUCAACCUAAACAUGAGCCAAAAAACGGCAUCCCUAUUACUAGACCUAAUCUGACUAGAAAAAACAAUACCAAAAAACCUAUCUCACCUACAAAUAACCACUUCAAUUGUAGUAUCCAAUCAAAAAGGCCUCAUUAAACUAUACUUUUUUACAUUCCUGACCUCUAUCCUCCUGACCACCCUCUUAAUCAUUUAA